Messenger RNA from Scaptodrosophila lebanonensis, 829 nucleotides. It is a transcript of the gene GstD11, whose product is annotated as glutathione S-transferase D7. The coding region runs from base 1 to 735 and encodes 244 amino acids. Gene Ontology annotation, biological process: glutathione metabolic process. The transcript is spliced from 3 exons. Gene Ontology annotation, molecular function: glutathione transferase activity. NCBI's taxonomy places the organism in Eukaryota, Metazoa, Arthropoda, Insecta, Diptera, Drosophilidae. The record is from RefSeq and is a predicted model, not a curated record.
AUGAACGAUACCGAACACAUUGUCACCGAAUUUGUUUAUUGUCUGCUUAUUAGCGGUGGAAAAAUGUCCCCUCCUGCCCUAUACUAUUUGCCGCCCAGUCCGCCUUGUCGCACUAUUCUAUUGCUGGCCAAAAUGCUGGACUUAGAGCUUGACCUGAAGAUCAUCAACAUUUUGGAGGGGGAGCAGCUGAAGCCGGACUUUGUAGCCAUUAACCCGCAACAUUGUGUGCCAACAAUGAACGAUCAAGGACUAGUGCUCUGGGAGAGUCGCGCCAUAUUAUCCUACCUGGUGGCUGCCUAUGCCAAGAGUGACGAACUAUAUCCUACGGAUAUUCGUGUACGCGCACUCGUGGAUCAGCGCCUGCAGUUCGACCUUGGCACCCUCUACCUACGCAUGACCGAUUAUUAUUUCCCCACAAUGUUCAUGGGUGCCCCCUUGGAUGAGGGCAAGCGAGCCAAACUCAGCGAGGCCGUAGGCUGGCUAAAUGCCAUACUCGAGGGCCGCCAAUUCGCAGCGGCCGAGCACUUUACCAUCGCAGAUCUGACUAUGGUGGUUACAAUCUCCCAGAUAGAAGCCUUUGGCUUGGAAUUGAAGCCGUAUAAGCACGUCCGACUCUGGAUGGAGCGUUGCAAGGAGCAUCUGGCUCCCUAUGACUAUGAGGAGAUUAAUGCCAGCAAGGCAAUCAUGCUGGCUGAUAUGUUCAAGGCGAAGAUGAAUCAAAUGGGUGGCGCAUAGGCAGCGCGCCAAACAUUAUAAAAAAGUAUCACCUAAUCAUUUAUUGUAAAUGUUACCCUUAGUAAAUAUAUGUACGACUUGCUUUCAAUGUUAA